GCUACCAAGGUCUUGCCGGCUACAGUAUUCUAGCUCACUUUAACAAGGCGGUAACAACAAGUAACAAGGCGUCGGCGGUAACAAGGUGGACUAGACUCAACGGGUCGCAAAACGCCUGGUGUGCUGACUUUCGUGGGACAGCCUGUGACCGCGUUGAAGAGGCAACCCCAUUCUUAUGCGUAUUUCAGCGAAGAUUGGUUUACUCACGUAUUACAACAGACAUCUGUGAAGAGCAUGCAGCGUGCAAUUAACGCGAUCGCAAGCUUCAAAGACUUGCCGUACUGUCAGUCAUUUAUACACAAGGUGAAGCUGAUCUCCUGCGAGGGCCAAGUGGCUCGCCUUGAGUUGCAGCUGGAAAAGCCCCACUGCAAUGUGAACAGCACCCUGCAUGGCGGCAUGGCCACUGCCCUGAUCGACGUGUACACAUGUGCACUGUUAAAGACGGCCUACGAGAAGGAUGUGCUGUUCUCCACCACCGAGCUGAAGGCAAGGUUUCUCGGCCCUGCCAAACUGGGAGACACCAUCCUGAUGGAAGCGCGAAUCACCCGUGCAGGACGUACAAUUGCCUUUGCUGAAAUGGAUAUUCUCGACAAAACCACCCAGAAGAUAUUGGUUCAAGGGACGCAGACAGCAUUAGUUGUUCCUCAGAAUUAGCGGUGUCAACAAUAUUGGUACGAAAUUGAAACUCUUCACCAAGUGUGUUGUUCUAUGCUGGUGUGUUAUGUUUUCCCUGCAGAGUAUUGUCAUCUACUGGUUAACAUAAAUUUUGGUUUGAUGUGAAAGUGAAAUGCAGUGCAGAGAAAGAAUGGCUUGGGUGUUUGUUUACAAAUGGUUGCGUAAUAGAGCAUCCAAGCCUGUGUGAACAAUACUGCUGCAGAAUGUCAGGAAGGUGGGCGUUAUUUCACUUGCUCUAGUAUAUUGUCACAUGCUGAGGUCUUAACAAGCUACAUUUGCAGACAACUUUUCUGACCAUGAAGGAAAGCUUUAGGUGUUUACAUUAUGCACAAAUAUUGCUGCUGCGAGUAGUUUGGACAUUUUUGGUGUUGCUUUUGGUUUCUCUGAUGUCAAGUAACUUGUUUGCUUUUACAGAAGCAGCCACACUUAAAUGAAUUGAGCAGUGGUUUUAAACCUGUAAACUACUGAUGUUAUGUAAAAGGUUACUGCCAGUAUACCUAGUCUGACCAAAGAGGGUAGGUAUAUAAACUUAAGUUGACUCACAAGAAAUGCAAAAAAAUGCAUUUUUGAAAUUGCUGUGCAGGUAGCAUAGCAUGAUGUCAUAUCUGUCCUUCAUUCACCUCAUGUAUCAUGCCAGAUUUUGGACUUUCACAUUCAUAUGGCCCAUGAAGCCUCUUACAUCACUGUGUAGCAUUUUUUUUAAGGCAUCCAUCUGCAAAUGCACAUAGGGCACCUGUGAUUUCUUGUGGUUACCAAUUCGUAUUGUGUCAGGUUUCAUAUUCAAGAUAAGAAAGCACCUUAUAACAUUGUUAGUGGUUCAUUUAUACCUACAAAAAUAGGCAUCCGUUAUUUCAUACGUAGAGGUGUGUAAACAGCUUCUUGGUAUGUUUUUGGUAUCACCAGAUGAUACCAAAAAAUUUAAACGUUCUAGUGCGAAAGAAUGAGAAAGUUGUUUAUUGAAACACCGAGUAAUAAGCGUACAUUUAAAUACGCUUUUCCAAGAUAGAGUUAAACUGGAACACUGGUUGCUUUAAUGAGAACUGGAAAGCGCCGUCUUGCUAGAUGCAUAGCCAUCACUCUUCUGUCCUUUCCCAUGCACACGCACGAGAGGGGGUUCACUUGGUUCUCUCCAGGUUCAAGUUACACCACCACCGAAACCGCUGGUGGCUCCACUUGCACAGAGGUGGCGCCAUCUAUUAACCCUUUGAAGGUCGAAUUAUUUUGA
Messenger RNA from Dermacentor silvarum, 1900 nucleotides. RefSeq names its product acyl-coenzyme A thioesterase 13. Lineage: Eukaryota; Metazoa; Arthropoda; Arachnida; Ixodida; Ixodidae. Bases 235 to 654 code for a protein of 139 amino acids. Gene Ontology annotation, molecular function: fatty acyl-CoA hydrolase activity. The record is from RefSeq and is a predicted model, not a curated record. The transcript is spliced from 3 exons.